Camellia sinensis is the source of this 969-nucleotide messenger RNA. RefSeq names its product putative calcium-binding protein CML16. The record is from RefSeq and is a predicted model, not a curated record. Gene Ontology annotation, molecular function: calcium ion binding. NCBI's taxonomy places the organism in Eukaryota, Viridiplantae, Streptophyta, Magnoliopsida, Ericales, Theaceae.
AUCAAGAAAACCCCAACCCCACGUCUUUAACAAACCUAUCAAACCAUUCUUGUCCCCAAAAAAAAUUCUUCUUCUUCUUCUUCUAUCAUCUUCUCCUCCUCCUCCUCCAUUGACAUGACUAUGCUUCAAUCCGAUCAAGUCAAACAACUCAAAGACAUUUUCAAGCGCUUCGACAUGGACUCCGAUGGAAGCCUAACACAUCUUGAGCUCGCGGCACUCCUUCGUUCUAUUGGACUCAAGCCCAAUGGUGACCAACUCCAUGUUCUAUUGGCUAACAUGGAUUCAAAUGGAAAUGGGUCUAUUGAGUUUGAUGAAUUGGUCAAAGCAAUUUUACCCGAUAUGAGCGAGGAGGUUUUGAUCAAUCAAGAGCAACUCAUGGAGGUUUUUAGAUCGUUUGAUCGUGAUGGCAAUGGAUACAUCACUGCAGCCGAGCUAGCUGGCCAAAUGGCCAAGAUGGGCCACCCUUUAUCUUAUCGUGAGUUGUCAGAGAUGAUGACUGAGGCCGAUACCAAUGGAGAUGGUGUCAUUAGUUUUAAUGAGUUUGCAGGCAUUUUAGGAAAAUCAGCAGCUGAUUUUCUUGGCCUCACCGUGUCCUAGCCGGUGUUUUUUGUGGUAUAUAUGUUGUUAAUGGUGUGCACAUCAUGUCUUUUUUCAUCCACGAUAUCGUCAUUAUCAUCGUCAUCGUUGUUGUUGUUAUGAUUUCUGAUUAAAAUUUGAUAGAUGGUGGUCAUGGGUGAUUACUUGACUUUGAGAUCUCAUUGACAUUUUCCUUUUGUUUUUUAUAUUUUCUUUUGUAUUUUUAGUUUGUUUCUUGUGUUUUUGUGCUCAUAUAGGACCUCAAGUGCACAUGAUUGAAGGAGAUGGAGAGUUGUACUAAAAGGGAAGUAUAUUGUAACAAGAAAUUGUGAUACCUCAACUCCUCUCAAUAAUAGAAAUAUUUAUAAACACAUCUUGCAGUUUAUUAAUCUC